Messenger RNA from Vitis riparia (riverbank grape), 586 nucleotides. RefSeq names its product 39S ribosomal protein L41-A, mitochondrial. NCBI's taxonomy places the organism in Eukaryota, Viridiplantae, Streptophyta, Magnoliopsida, Vitales, Vitaceae. Gene Ontology annotation, molecular function: structural constituent of ribosome. Gene Ontology annotation, cellular component: mitochondrial large ribosomal subunit. The transcript has 4 exons. The coding region runs from base 86 to 379 and encodes 97 amino acids. The record is from RefSeq and is a predicted model, not a curated record. Gene Ontology annotation, biological process: translation.
AAAAAAGAGGAUUGUCCUAGGUUUUCAGUUUUCGCUUGGCUUGAGUCGAGGAAACAGGGAGAGACGAGGAACUCAAACAACAGGAAUGGCGCUGGGACUGAUAUUGGGGAUCGGAAGAGCGUUCAGAAGAAAGCGAACAUCGUCCCUUGACAUUCUCUCUUCCAAAAGAGCCCCGCGAGAUUACUACAAGGGAAAGAAUUGCAAGCCCACUGGUUUCCAUACCCGCAAAGGUGGAUAUGUUUUGAUGCAAGAGAAAUUGCCGAACUAUGUAGUUCCUGAUUUGACUGACUUCAAGCUUAAACCGUAUGUAUCUCAAUGCCCAAGAGAAGUGAAAACUAACGAGGCUACUGAGGCAGCUCAGUCUGAUACAGCUAAGUAAGCAAAAGGAGUGGGAAAAAGAGGGUUCAGCCCUUCGAUUUAAUUGUUUAAUGGCUAUAGUGAUUUUUAUCCAGAGAAUUGUCCUCCUUGCUUGCCAAUGGAAUGUGCAUAACAGAUGAUGCCAUUGAAUGAUGGCAAAACUAUAUUAAUGCAGUUGGAUUCUUGUGCUGUAUUCCCUGUUAUAUCAUAAAAUUUGUUUUUGGUUCCA